GGAAGCAGCCAGCUCUUAGUGCGUGUUAGCCGGCCGUGUUUCCCUCUCAGUGUUUCUGCGCCCACCCACUCUCAUGUGAGAGUGUGAGAGAGUGUGUGUGUGUGUGUUACAGUGUGUCACAGUGUGUCCCGUUUAGCUUGCCUACUCUCUGUAUCUACUCCAGCCACUACAUGGGGAAGGACAGGCAGCUGAGAGGCGGCAUUACCGAGUAGUGUAUAUGUACACAAGCCCGUGGUGGGAAUUAUUGUGUGUUAAAGAAAUCACCGCGGCGGUGAACACACUCGCGUCUCACUCUCAGAGCCUACAUUAGCUGAGAAACUAGUCGGGAAUGGCUUCGUCUCCUUGUGGCGGUGGUGGCAACUUUGAAUGCAGACUCGAAAUCAAAACUCGGUCGGUGGAGCAAACCCUCAUCCCUCUCGUGUCUCAGAUAACCACCCUGAUUAAUCACAAGGACAAGCUAAAGAAGACUGAGAAGACCUCGAGGGCCAUCCAGAGGGUCGGCCAGGCGGUCAGCGCCGCCGUGAGCCGCUUUGUGGCUGUCGGAGAGGCCAUAGCACUGGAGAACGAGGAAUUAAAGGAAGAAAUGGGUCACGCCUGCUUUGAGGCCAGACGAGCAGGCACAGCUAUAGCGCAGCUGACGGACGUGUGUAGCGUUGAGGCGAGCGAGGCCGAUGGUCGCAGCACUGUGUUCAGUGACAGGAUGGGCAUGGUGAAAGCAGCUCGCAUGCUCCUCUCCUCCGUCACCAAAGUGCUGGUGCUCGCAGAUCGCAUCGUCAUCAAGCAGAUCAUCAGUUCCCGCAACAAAGUGCUGGUCACACUGGAUCAGUUGGAGCGAGUCAGCACCUUUCAGGAGUUUGUGCAGAUCUUCAGUCAGUUUGGCAACGAGAUGGUGGAAUUUGCGCACCUUACAGGGGACAGGCAGAAUGACCUGAAGGAUGAGAAGCAGAAGGCACGCAUGGCCGCAGCCCGUGCUGUGUUGGAGAAAUGCACCAUGAUGCUCCUCACUGCUUCAAAGACAUGUCUGAGGCACCCAGACUGCGAGUCUGCACGGAUCAACAAGAACGCCGUGUUCCAGCGCAUGCGCCUGGCUCUGGAGCAGGUUAUCGAGAUUGUGACAGAUGCGAGGAGCAGUGGAGAGCCCAAAGCACUGCCAAUCAGUAUCUAUGCUGGAAUUAAAGACCUUAAGAAUAAGGUGGAGGGAUUGAGGGAAUCUCUGUACUGUGUGCCAUGUGAGACUGUAGCAGCACAGCUGGAGGUUCUGGUAGAACAGACUGAAGACUUCACUGAUUCAGCGUACACUAGCCAUGAGCAGCGCGAGAGCAUCCUGCAGCUCUGCCACACAACACGGGAGGAAACCAAGCAGCUCAUCUCUGCCUGGAGUCAGGCACAGUCAUUCAAAGCCAAAGACGUGACUGAGGAAGUGGAGUUGUCUAUUCUGAAGACCUGUCAGAGUCUCUGUGAGCUCAGACGUGAGCUCCACAAGGUAGCAGUGGGGCGGGCCAGUGAGCUGCUGAAGCUGCACUCUGAUCACGCUGUGCUCCAGGCUCUGAAGGCCACAGGAGGCGAGGGGAAUGUCGAGGCGGUAGCUGAUUACGCUCGCACACUCACCGAGCACAGGGAGCAGCUGGUGGAGACCUGCCGACUGCUGUGCCACAUCUCGGGCACAGAGCCGCUGGAGAUCACGUGCAUCCAUGCUGAGGAGACCUUCCAUGUCAUUGGUCCUCAGAUCAUCUCAGCAGCUCAGACGCUGGCUCUGCACCCCAACAGUAAGAUAGCCAAAGAAAACCUGGACGUGUUCUGUGAGGCCUGGGAGUCGCAGCUGUGCGACAUGGCCAUCCUGCUGAAAGAGAUCAGCGAUGUGUUCGAAGGCCGCAGAGGUGAUAAAAGAACAUAUCUGUCGUUACCUCGGCCAGGGAAGCACUCCGUUAAUCUGAAGACUCCGAAGACAGCCAAGCUCGACACAGAGGGGCCGGUGUGUUGUGGUGGUCAGGAUCAGACCACCAUCACAAAGCUGGGACAGGAACUCCGGCUUCUUACCUUGGAUGUGGAUUCUGAGCUGGAGCACUGGGAGAAUCAGGAGCACGAGGUGGUCCGACAUUGCCAAAGCAUGUCCAGCAUGGCAUACUCCAUGUACCUCUUUACCAGGGGUGAAGGCCUGUUGAAGACCACUCUGGACCUUUUCCACCAAGCUGAGGUUCUCUCAGAGUUAAGUCUACAGCUGUGCUCCUUCCUGCAGUCGUUCUCCUUACAGCUGGUGGAUGAGGAGAAAAUGCUCCUGACGUCUGAGACUGAGAAGCUGGCAGCUUUUUGCCAGCAGCUACAAAUAUGUGCCAAGUCUCCUGUCCAGGGAAAGAGUGCUACGUUCCAGAAGGUGGACUCGACUAUACAUAACACCAAAGGCGUGAUAACAGCGGUGGCGUCUCUCCUUCCACUGUGUAACAAACUCGUCAGAAAGUGUAAACCAGAGUGCAGCAGUCUGGAUUCUCCUCAGGCCUGGAGGGAGAGGCAGCACACGCCGCUUAAAGACGACGCACUGAAUGGCAAAAGCUCCAACGGCUUCAGGGUCAAACCCCUGGAGCAGCACAUGGCCAAUCUCACCUUCUUAGAGAGCAAGUAGCUCAGAGCCCUUACAGCCCAGAGCUAAUGAAACUCGGAGUAUUAUUCUACACACACGCACGCUUUACCACAUAUUUUGUGUUGUGCAGUGGCAUACUCGCAUACAUACAUACAAUAAGGUCCAAAAGUCUCUCUUACCAAGAACUGUUUUUAUUUCAGAAUACAUUUCACAAAUUAUAUCUUGCAACUGAGGUUAUUCUUCACUAAAGUAUGAUUUAAUAAAGCAAAAGAGGUAGAACUAAUAUUAUGUGAUUUAGAGUUAACUGAUGUUAUAAAUUAGAGUUAAGUUAAAAUAUAGAAGAAAGCCACAAUAGGUCAUGUGUUCCAGUGAUAUCAUGUGUAGGGGUGUUUUUAAAAUGUUUUAUCAGUUUAAAUCCAAGCACAUUAAUACAGAAUUCAAUUAUAGUGAUGCGGUCAGAGGUUUGGUAUACCAAGGAGUUUACACUGGCGUCGAAUGCAGCUCAGCCAAUCAGAGUGUAGAAUCGGUUUUAUUAUGCAAAAGAAGAAUUAGAACACUGGUAAUGCAAAAACCCGUUUUCUUUCUGGAGUUUUGUUCGUCUUAUGAUUUGGAGUUUUGUCUUGUUGCACCCACAUUUUGUUUUUAGCUUGUUGAAUUUUUAUUGCAAGGUGUAGUUUUUUUUUUUUUUUUUUUAAACUAUUUCCUAUAUUAAGAUUUGCACUUUUUGAAUGUUAAGUUGGUCGUUCAAUAUCAAACAUUUAUUAAUGUAGUUAUUCGGUCAUAAAUGAGAACAGUGCUAGUAGGAAUUUGAAUACACAUUCCAUCAAAACAAUAAAAAAAUGUAAGGUAAAUGAUAGUCUAGAUACGUCAAAAGUUUUUAUAUAAGAAAUGAUUAAAUAACUUCGGUAAUUUUGUUUUUAAUAAUAUCAAGUGAGUAAAAUGCUAUUUUGGUGUUUUUAAGCACUAAUGAAAUAAAAACAGUUCUCUUGAGACUUUUGGAUUGUGUGGCAUAGACACACACACACACACACACACA
Molecule: messenger RNA, 3611 nt
Organism: Ictalurus punctatus (channel catfish)
Lineage: Eukaryota; Metazoa; Chordata; Actinopteri; Siluriformes; Ictaluridae
Gene: ctnnal1
Product: catenin (cadherin-associated protein), alpha-like 1
Exons: 19
Coding region: 329-2617 (762 amino acids)
Biological process (GO): cell adhesion; Rho protein signal transduction
Molecular function (GO): actin filament binding; cadherin binding
Source: RefSeq, a predicted model, not a curated record